Messenger RNA from Saccostrea echinata, 2129 nucleotides. Its product is annotated as platelet-activating factor acetylhydrolase-like. The transcript is spliced from 9 exons. Bases 344 to 1684 code for a protein of 446 amino acids. The record is from RefSeq and is a predicted model, not a curated record. NCBI's taxonomy places the organism in Eukaryota, Metazoa, Mollusca, Bivalvia, Ostreida, Ostreidae. Gene Ontology annotation, molecular function: 1-alkyl-2-acetylglycerophosphocholine esterase activity.
GUUUGUGACUAAAUGGAUUGAUUUAAAUUGCUGUGUUGGUGAAUCGUAAGAAAGAUUUAAAAAUCGCUACACUUGCACACCGACCUAUUGCCGUGGCGACCGAUAGAAAAUAUAAAUAAGUAUACAUAAACAAUCAACUGUGUCGGCGAAUUUUCUCGUUCACAUUGAGUAUUUCAACCUCUGCCAAGUUAGCACGGGAUUUCAUUAACCAAAAACGACAUGGAUUAAUAAUUACGCACUUUGGAUUUUAAAGAUUUGCAGAAGAAUUUCAUAUUAUGGCACAUGGUGCAGUGUUUUGAUUUUAAAGAACUAGAACCCGGUAUUCAGUCGUCGAACUAUAAGGAUGGAUCUACAAAUGAAAUUAUGUGACAGCGUGACGGGUUCUCUCAGCAGGACCCCUAGUCUGAAGCUGAAAGUAUUUCGGAAACUUUUAGAUGAGAAGAAUUCAGAGGAGAACAGGAAGAUUCGCCGGCACACGCCCGUGGGGUCGGGUGAAUACAGUGUAGGAUGUUGGGACAUGAUGUGUGGGGGGCCCACGGAUAAAGGAACAUUCUUUAGACUAUUUUAUCCCGUGGAGAAAACUGAUAUUUAUAAAAGAGACAAACAGUGGCCACUGUGGUUACCAAGGAAACAAUAUGGCGAAGGAUACGCAGACAUUGUUACGAAAAACCCCAGAAUAAAAGUUUUUGGCAAAUUGUUUAAUUGGAUGGGAGGGGAUGUGUAUGUUCCCGCCCUUUGGCAGGGUCCCCUAUGUCCCUCCAACACAAAAUUCCCAGUGGUCAUAUUUUCGCAUGGAUUAGGCGGAAACCGGACGACGAACACGACAAUGUGUUGUGAGCUGGCCUCCCAAGGGUUUAUUGUAGCGUCCAUAGAGCACAGAGAUGGAUCAGCUUCCAUGACGUAUCACUUAUCAGAGGAAAUCAAUAGGCACCAUGUAACUACAACCGCGGAAUCGAACUCCCGACCUCACAGUCGCCACACCAUUCACCGAACCCAUCUGUACUCGGAGGAAUGGAAACCAUUCGAGUGGUUCGAACCCUGGGACGACUUCACGUAUAGAAACAAACAGGUUCAUCAUCGUGCAGAUGAGGUAAUUCAGGCGUUAGACAAUUUAGUCUUACUACAUAAUGGCAAAGAACUACAUAAUUCCAUGAGAACUCACUUCAAUACCAAGCAAUUUAUGAAUCGACUAGAUUUAUCCAGAGUGGUUGUAAUGGGCCAUUCUUUCGGAGGUGCUACUACACUAUGUACCUUGUCCAAAGACAAACGAUUUCGAGUGGGCGUGGUUUUGGAUGGUUGGAUGCAUCCACUGGAUGAGGAAAUCUAUGGAAACAUCAACCAACCCGUCCUGAUGCUAAACAUGGAAUCCUUUCAGUGGAAAACUAAUGUAGAACAAAUGAUGAGACUGAUGACGGAUGACACAGAAAGACGCAGCAUGAUCACCAUUAAGGGCACUUGUCACCAAAGCGUAACAGACUUCCAGUUUCUGGUCAACAAAGCAGUGGGGCGCGUGUUAGAUGUCCGGUAUACUCUAUCCCCAAAGACUGCCAUGUCUCUAGCCAACAAAGCCUCGCUAGGCUUCCUCCACAAACACUUAGGUCUACAGGGUAAGGAAACACAUGACGAUAUUUUGUCAGGUGACCAUGAUCUCAUCAUACCAGGCACCAAUGUCAAUAUGUCAUAAGUCAAAGGUCACGCCAUGGAUCCAUGUACCGAUGUCAAUAUGUUAAAGGUCAAAGGUCACGUCAGGGAUCCAAUCGUCUUCCACGUCUAUUUGUCUUUCUAAUUUAGUAUUUGCCAAAUCUGUAGAAACUGUGUUCAAGCUGAAUCUGUGAUAUAAUUUAUUAUGCUUUUACUGUAUUGAUAAGAUGAGCCACAAACUGCUUGUACAUGUAUGUGAUAGGAACUUGCAUUCACCAUUCAUACGUCAUUGUUUCUACCUCUACAAAACAUGGUGCUCUUCUCUGUUCUACGAAUUUAGAUCAAUUUUCAUAAAUGUAUCAUUAUUUCUAUACAUUGAUAUGUGUGUGUUUGUUGCCAUUUGUUUUUUACACCACCAAAUGUUAUUUUGUUAUCUAUAAUUUAUGCAAUUAAAGUUAGUUUACAAAUAAAAUGCUCCCUGCACUGGU